Epinephelus moara (kelp grouper) is the source of this 2353-nucleotide messenger RNA. RefSeq names its product E3 ISG15--protein ligase HERC5-like. Gene Ontology annotation, biological process: protein polyubiquitination. The coding region runs from base 50 to 1969 and encodes 639 amino acids. The record is from RefSeq and is a predicted model, not a curated record. The transcript is spliced from 15 exons. Gene Ontology annotation, molecular function: ubiquitin protein ligase activity. Lineage: Eukaryota; Metazoa; Chordata; Actinopteri; Perciformes; Serranidae.
GUCAAACACUGACAGUGUCAACAAUGUAACACAGCAUUGUCUCGACAACAUGAUUGACAAAUGGACCGCUGAAUGUGACUUAAAGUCAUGGAAAAAGAUAAAACAGCAAAUUCACAAGAUGUUUUCCUCUGCAUCCUGUGUGAAUGCAAGCUUUCUUGAGCAAAGCAAAGACAAACAUUUCCAGACCUCACCAAAGUACUCUGGCUUGAACUUGAAACUUGCACGACUUGCUUUCAAGAAACUGGUGAAGAAGGAUGAUGUUUUCGCAGAGGUCGAGGCUACUGUCCUGCACCUGCUUCCCUCUCUUGAUAAGAAGCCAGUGAGUGUGGAGGGAUUGAGGAUCUUCCUGCUUCUCAAUGAGCUCCUACAUGCGACCCAAAGACACAAACGGCGUCAAACAAGCACAAAGCUCGCUGAGGCGGUUGCUGCUGCUGUAGUAAACUUGUCUGCUGACAGCCUGCAGGUCAUAGGGGACUGGUGGUCCUCACUGUCGCCCUCCACCAUGGUUAGACAUGUUAAUGUGUGGAAGCAGGCCCUGUCAGUGAUCCUGUCCUCUAAGUGUGUUCCCCGCAACUCUGGAUGCAGAAACCUGCUGCUAGUCCUCCAGUACAUGUACAAUGCCAACAGCAGGAUUGCAGAACCUCAAAAAAUGCCAGACAGUGAUUUCUGUUUGUCUAUUGAGAAAGACUUUCUUCAGGAAGAUCUACGGCUUUGGCGUUUACGGUCAAAACGCAAGAAUGGGCAUGCUGAGCCGCUUAUCCUCUGUAGCUUUCCGACUGUGAUGGAUCUGGAGUCAAAGAAAUUUGUUUUUGACCUGAAUGCUGAUUGCACCAAGGUGGAGGAACUUAGAUGCAAAUUCUUAAAUAUGUUUUUGGAAUUUGGUUUAAUUCUCCCGCCGCCUGAAGAUGUGCUCUUAAAACUGGACGUGAGACGAGCAUCAGUUUUGGAGGACACCUUUAAACAACUGGCUGCUGCUCGUCACAGUGACUACAAGUGUCCACUUUUGGUUGAUUGGGGUGAAAACUUGACAUUUGAUGAUGUACCACUCUACAUGAAAGACUUCUUUUAUGAAGUGUUUCACGAGAUGGUGUCAGCUGAGUCUGAGAUGUUUAUGUUCAACAACUCCAAAACACUGGCAUGGUUCCCCUCCAAACCAACACAAGAGGACCAGCGAUACUUCCAGUUUGGAGUUCUGUGUGGAUUGGCUUUGUACAACAAGUGCAUCAUACACUUACCCUUCCCACUGGCUCUGUUCAAGAAGCUGCUGGGUGUUAAGCCUUCACUGAGCGAUAUGAUGGAGUUCAGCCCAUCUGUUGGAGAGAGUCUGCUGAACAUCCUGGAAGACUACGAAGAUGAUGUCAUAGAAAACCUCUACAUGGAUUUUUUUAUCAGCUGGGACGGGACAGAGGUUGCGCUUGAUCCUGAAAAUCCUGUGAAGCCAGUGACAGGUCAAAAUAAGAAGGAGUUUGUGGAUGCCUACGUGAAUCAUGCCUUCAAUGCAUCAGUGGAGGGUGUGUUUCAGGAGUUCAAGCGAGGCUUCUUCCAGGUGUGUGACCAGGAUUUGGUGAAGCUCUUCAGACCAAAGGAGCUGCAGGAAGUGCUGGUGGGCAAAGACUUCCAUGACUGGGCGAAGCUGAAACAGAACACAGGUUAUGAGGGGGAGUUCAAUGCCACACCACCACACCCCACCAUACAGAUGUUUUGGGAGGUUUUUGAUGAACUAACUGAGGAUCAGAGGAAAGCUUUCCUUUGGUUUGUGACUGGUUUUGACAGGGUGCCUGUUCUUGACAUGGAAAAGAUCAAGAUGACAAUCAAAGUCAGCCCAGCCCAGGACUUCUCCUACGAUCAGCAGUACCCUGAAACACAUACAUGUUUCUCAGCCCUGGAGCUGCCCUUAUACUCAACCAAAGGGAUCAUGAAAACCAUGCUGACAAAGGCCCUGAGCAAAAACAGAAGAAUCUGUGAAUGAUGGUAGGACUGUACUGUGACUGUCUUUGUGCUGAACAGAGGACUUAACAUGCCUCAUAAUGUAUAACACUGAUAUAGAUAGUAUAGUGUUUGUAAAUACAUUGCAGGGAAGUCUUAAGUAAGUGAUUUAAUGAUAUUUCUUUUAACAAGUGUUACAUCUCCUUAGAUAAUAAAGAGUGUGAUAGAGUUUGUUAUUCUGGGACCAAGUUGAAUAAAAAUCUGCACAAAAUAAAUGUGAACUGUAAAGCAUACCCCUCUGUGUUAUAAAGACUAUGCAUGUUUGUCAUGUUUAUCAAAUGAGAUUUCCCAAAACUUAAAUAUAAUAAUGUAAAAUAUUUGAAACAUGUAACAUUUUUCAUGGUGGUGCAAUAAAGUAUAAAUUCUC